AUGGAGGAAAUGAGAGAUUAUUCCAGAUUUUUGGGCACAGAAAGGAGCAAGAGGGCAGGUCACAGCCUGGAGAUGAGGCCGGAGGCACGUGUUGCCUGCCAGGUGAUGCUGGCAGCACUCUUCACAGCUCUGCUCGUCACAGCCAUCACUUUUGCAGUGCAGGCUUUUCAGCCUCAUCCCCAGCCCUACCUUCAGUGCCCCUUCGACUGGAUCAGAUAUAGAGGUAAAUGCUACCAUUUUUCGGAGACUGAGGGGAACUGGACAUCCAGCCAGAAAAACUGCUCAGCACUUGGUGCUUCCUUGGCUGUGCUGGACAGCAUGGAGGACUUGAGCUUUGUGAUGAGAUAUAAAGGCAUCUCAGAGCAUUGGGUUGGCCUUUUGCGGAAAGAUGAGAAGCAGCCAUGGCAAUGGGUGAACCACUCACUUUUAUUGCACUUGUUUCAAAUCCGUGGUGGUGGGCUCUGCGCUUACCUGGAUGACAAGGGGCUCAGCUCCUCCCGCUGCGGCACUGAGAGGAGCUGGAUUUGUAAUAAACCUGAGCUGCAGAGCUCAGGCAAGGGCAAUGGGAUGAGAUGGGCUAAAAACCUCUGUGUCAGCUCCUUGGGUGCUGCAGGGAGGUCUUCUCACACCCAGAUACCUGCUGCACCAUGA
Messenger RNA from Myiozetetes cayanensis, 651 nucleotides. RefSeq names its product C-type lectin domain family 2 member B-like. The record is from RefSeq and is a predicted model, not a curated record. The transcript is spliced from 5 exons. Lineage: Eukaryota; Metazoa; Chordata; Aves; Passeriformes; Tyrannidae. The coding region runs from base 1 to 651 and encodes 216 amino acids.